Molecule: messenger RNA, 2069 nt
Organism: Neodiprion fabricii
Lineage: Eukaryota; Metazoa; Arthropoda; Insecta; Hymenoptera; Diprionidae
Product: dentin sialophosphoprotein-like
Exons: 5
Coding region: 22-1698 (558 amino acids)
Source: RefSeq, a predicted model, not a curated record
AUCAGACUCAGGAAUCGAAAGAUGGCGAAAUUCAUCGUGCUUCUCGCAGUUCUGGCCAUUAGCUUCCAAGCUCUGGCAAAGCCGACGUCCAAUACCGAAAAUGACUCUAAUUAUACCAGUCAAAACAACGAUGAGUACCAUGGUUCUCCGGCAACGGCCGAUGACGAUAAAACUGUUGUUGUUGUCACAGUGAUAACUGCAUCUGGUGAGGAUAACAAACUUAAAAAUCAAGAUGGCAUCGAAAGAUCCUCCGAGCAAACAAAUUUGGAAUCGAGCUCUUCUUCUGACGCAUCGGACAGCCAAACCGCCCAGCAAUCAAAUUCGGAAUCGAGCUCUUCUUCUGACGCAUCGGACAGCCAAACCGCCGAGCAAUCAAAUUCGGAAUCGAGCUCUUCUUCUGACGCAUCGGACAGCCAAACCGCCCAGCAAUCAAAUUCGGAAUCGAGCUCUUCUUCUGACGCAUCGGACAGCCAAACCGCCCAGCAAUCAAAUUCGGAAUCGAGCUCUUCUUCUGACGCAUCGGACAGCCAAACCGCCGAGCAAUCAAAUUCGGAAUCGAGCUCUUCUUCUGACGCAUCGGACAGCCAAACCGCCGAGCAAUCAAAUUCGGAAUCGAGCUCUUCUUCUGACGCAUCGGACAGCCAAACCGCCCAGCAAUCAAAUUCGGAAUCGAGCUCUUCUUCUGACGCAUCGGACAGCCAAACCGCCCAGCAAUCAAAUUCGGAAUCGAGCUCUUCUUCUGACGCAUCGGACAGCCAAACCGCCGAGCAAUCAAAUUCGGAAUCGAGCUCUUCUUCUGACGCAUCGGACAGCCAAACCGCCGAGCAAUCAAAUUCGGAAUCGAGCUCUUCUUCUGACGCAUCGGACAGCCAAACCGCCCAGCAAUCAAAUUCGGAAUCGAGCUCUUCUUCUGACGCAUCGGACAGCCAAACCGCCCAGCAAUCAAAUUCGGAAUCGAGCUCUUCUUCUGACGCAUCGGACAGCCAAACCGCCGAGCAAUCAAAUUCGGGAUCGAGCUCUUCUGAAGCAUCGGACAGCCAAACCGCCGAGCAAUCAAAUUCGGCAUCGAGCUCUUCUGACGCAUCGGACAGCCAAACCGCCCAGCAAUCAAAUUCGGAAUCGAGCUCUUCUUCUGACGCAUCGGACAGCCAAACCGCCGAGCAAUCAAAUUCGGAAUCGAGCUCUUCUGACGCAUCGGACAGCCAAACCGCCGAGCAAUCAAAUUCGGAAUCGAGCUCUUCUUCUGACGCAUCGGACAGCCAAACCGCCGAGCAAUCAAAUUCGGGAUCGAGCUCUUCUGACGCAUCGGACAGCCAAACCGCCCAGCAAUCAAAUUCGGAAUCGAGCUCUUCUUCUGACGCAUCGGACAGCCAAACCGCCGAGCAAUCAAAUUCGGAAUCGAGCUCUUCUGACGCAUCGGACAGCCAAACCGCCGAGCAAUCAAAUUCGGAAUCGAGCUCUUCUGACGCAUCGGACAGCCAAACCGCCGAGCAAUCAAAUUCGGAAUCGAGCUCUUCUUCUGACGCAUUGGACAGCCAAACCGCCGAGCAAUCAAAUUCGGGAUCGAGCUCUUCUGACGCAUCGGACAGCCAAACCGCCGAGCAAUCAAAUUCGGGAUUAGAUAGCACUUCUUCACUUGAUAAGGACCAGAGUACGGUAAAUUCCAAUGGUAUCACUCGUCAGUGUACAUGCUAUUAGAUACCGUUCCAAAAAUCCUACCCUCAUAAUUCAAGAAGCUUCUUUUGGUAACUCAACUCCCGUCAAAGCUAGUAUCGUUUUGAACGGCAUCUCUUAUUCUGAUGAAAGCAACAGUUCAGAAAACAACGAUCUCUUGGAAGUUUUUUCAUUAUGUUUAUUUGUAAUGCCAGUAUUUACUGUACAUAAGGACACUAGCAAUGUGGGAACCAGAGAAACCAAAACAGUAGCCGUAUUGGAUGUUUAAACUGUUGAUAUAUCACCCUGGACGGAUUAAUUUUGAGCACGAUCCACUUUCUGUGUAUAACCACAUGCAUUGUACGUAUCGGUUAUUAUUCGUAAAUAAAUAUUUACUAUUUGGGUUUGCAAAAAUA